AUGGACGACGAGAUCAAUGUACGAUCAACUCGAGCGCGAGUCCGCAGACGUGAAAAGAUUAAUAAUGCGUCAGAACAUUCAUUAUCCAGUCCCAAGUCAGAGGAGCUGACGCCCUUAUGCAUCAGACGUAAAGAGACAUGUGUUUUUGAGGAGAAAGAGAAGAAAGCAGCUGUUUCGGUCAAUUAUCUAGACCAGUUGCAUGCUCGGAUCGAGUUGCUAGAGGCUCAGUUACAGUCGCAGUCUGCGCGAGACAGAGCUCCAGACAUUGGCUCAAACUCAGUUCAAUUAGAACAUCAAGAGAUACCCUCACCAUCAAGGGGCUCUUCUGAAGGGCCCUCGGGUUUGGAUGGGCAUAGAAAGACACCAUCAAGAUCACAGUCAGAAGCCCUCACAAAUACUCUCGUCACUUCCGAACCACAGAUCAAAGUCCAUCGUUAUGGCCAUGCUGCCUACCUCGGGCACAGUUCAACAUUGAGCUUCAGCCGCAGUGUCCGUAAUCUUCUUCAACAGUCAUCACCCAUAGCAGAUCCCGAUAGCGUAUCCAUGGAGCGACAGGAUAUAUCGUAUAUACGGACCUUGCCACCAAUAGCCCUUGACCUGUCAAGCAUCCCAUUGCCGAAGCUGUCGUACGCCAAAUAUCUGACCAACACCGUAAUUGUACACAUCGGCUCUCUUUACUCCAUCUUUGACUCAGACAAGUUCCUCCGGCGAUUACAGAGCUUUUACGAUGGCCGUGAAAAUGGUUCAGUGCCAGAGGCGAACUUGUGGCAUAUACAGAUGCUCCUGGUACUGUCAUUCGGCAAGUCAAUCCAAUCCAGGGAACACUCCGAGAUGGGUCCUUCUGGCAUGUCCUACUUCACCAGCGCAGUUGAAGCUAUGCCCGAUAUAAGAAGACUUUACGAAGAUCCCUUGCUGUCGAUUGAGAUUCUUUGCCUGUCAGCUUUGUUCAUGCAUGCCACUGAUCUUUUGCAAGAGGCCUAUGUCACAAUCGGACAAGCCCUACGGAUUUCCGUCACCAAGGUGCUAAAUAAGCAAUUCCCGGAAGCAUUAAGACCUCCAGACACCGAGUACCAAAGACGUCUCUGGUGGACGGUGUAUUGCAUCGAUAGGAAGUCAGCAGCUAUGCUGGGUAGUCCCUCUGUUAUGAGAGAUGAAGAUAUCUCUAUCCCGUUCCCAGCAAUCAAGCCCGGUGACGAGUCUCAGAACGCGUUCGCCAUUCAUGCCAUUCUAUCUUCACAUCUAGGCAAAAUUCUUGAUGUCAUCUAUGGAGUCCACGAUCAACAACGCAAUUUUCUUAUUGAAGUUAAAUCCAUCCUCUCGGGCAUUGCCGACACGUAUGGCAUUUUGCGAGAACAUUUGCCACUUGAUGUUCAGCAACAGAGCCAGCCACUUUCUCGCGAGUCUGCCACGCUGCACCUCCUCUUGCAUCAGUGCGUCAUUCUGACUGUUCGGCCUGUUCUUUUCUCGCUUCUCAAACCUCUAUUGACCGCGACUGGCUCCGAUACCAACACUCGCUGUUCCUCUUCGCCAUUUGAGUCAAUGCUGAAGAUGUGCAUCGAGUCAGCGGUACAAAUCCUCAAGAUCAUGUCGAUGCUGAAACGGCAGAUGAUGUGUGACAUAUUCCUUCCGUAUGACAUCGACGCCUUGUUCUCCGCAGCAUUUGCCCUAAUUCUAAUCGACAUCAUCAGACCAGCAAAUGAGUUGCUCUGGGAUUUGCCCCAGGUGAUGAACCUACUCGGGGAAUUUGUCUCACGGCGCGUAGCUCCAGCCCAAGCUUAUCGAUCAGACCUUGUCCAGAUUCUUGAGCUACACACCAAGAUACGCGGUAACAGCAAUAGUCAACAGCUGGAUAGUAGUGGUGCGUUCGACCUUGGCGUCGUGCCUGGUCUGGCUGGAUACGCUAUAACCCAUCCAGGCCAAACAGACACAUCUCCAGAUCCGCUGUGGUCGAACAUACGCGACGGGAACGAGACUUUUGCUCCUGCGCAUCCUGAUGCCAUUCUUUCUGUGAUUGACGAUCUGAACGUCGAAGGGUUUAACUCCCUCGACACCGUGAUGCUUGGUGACGGCUGGAUAUGGGAUCUGGACAACAUGUCUACAAAUAUCUAA
This is a messenger RNA of Fusarium sp. VM40, 2109 nucleotides long. The record is from the annotation of a GenBank genome assembly. NCBI's taxonomy places the organism in Eukaryota, Fungi, Ascomycota, Sordariomycetes, Hypocreales, Nectriaceae.